GGCAAGGCUCUCGAUAUAUGUCGGGUCGAAGAAGGGAGAUCGCCUCCAGCAUUGACCAAAGAACGCCAGCACGUGGCGUCACAGGUGUCGCAUAGUUCUCGAACAUUCAUUCCUGAUGGUGCAUUAGCGUCCCACACUCAGAUUUGAACCCUCAUAUCAACUUGGGGCCCGCAUCUUCGUUCCCCUCAAAGAACAUCUCAAGUUAAAUCUGAGCCAUGGAAGUUCCCGAGUCGUCUCUAAAAGAGCUCUUCAACCGGUCUAGAGAACAACAUGGUGAUCUGGAAAGUCUAGAUCCGCAGAGCGCCGAGUUUAAACACACAUUACAGUCACUCAACAACACGCUCGAAAGAUGCCAACAACUCAUUCAACAACUGUCCAUAUUCAGCACAAACGAGGAGAUUGAGGAUGUGUCAACUCAGGAUAUUCAAUAUUUCACCGUCGACUACUCCUUGGCCGAAGUCAAAUCCAGGGCGUAUGGAGGCGAUAGAAAGCUGUCCUUGCAGCGCUCGGCAGAGCUCCUGGAAGGCUUCUUGGCGAGAUUAGACAAUUAUCGUCUGCUUGCGCCUGCAGAUCACCAUCUCUACGAGCGUUACCUGGAAGAGCGUUCGAGAUUCAGGGUGAUUUCCUCGAACAACCCUGAAGAAAAGCGAAACACCAAGAUCCGCCGUUUCCAGGAAGAAAAGGCGCUCAAACAGAAACUAGAGUAUCUGACAAAUGAGUCUCACAAACUCAAUGUCGAUGAUGAGACGCUGCGCAGUCUUUACCUGGCAGAAAUUGGACUUGACGUCAACCGGACGUUUUCUUCGCUUGACAUGAUUUCUCAGGAACUUGACAUUCUGUCUCAGAUCGAACAGUCCAAUCCUAUUCCUGCAGGGCUGCCGCCUGAUGCCCGUGCCCCUUCUAGGUCGAAUGGGUAUACGGAUCGACUUGAUGGCCCGACUACUCUAGGAGGACUGGGAAGGCGAGGCGGUCCACUCCUGAGCUCAAAAGGAAAGCCCCUACAACCAUUCACCCUGACUGACAAACGCACCCAACUUCAACAGGGCGUCUUCAAGCCCAGUCACAAUCUCCCAACCAUGAGUAUAGAUGAAUAUCUCGAAGAAGAGAGGAAGAGGGGAGGUAUCAUUGAGGGUGGUAACACUGACGGCGAGAAGCCCGAUGUUGAUGAGGACAACAUAGCAGAGGUUGACGCCGCAACAAUGAAAGCUCGUCAAUGGGAUGAGUUUGUCGAGGCUAAUCCCAAGGGAGCGGGCAAUACAUUGAAUAGAGGCUAGCAGAAAUAGCAUGCCAUUUCUGUGACCCGUUUUUGUACAUCGGCCCAGGCU
Molecule: messenger RNA, 1325 nt
Organism: Exophiala mesophila
Lineage: Eukaryota; Fungi; Ascomycota; Eurotiomycetes; Chaetothyriales; Herpotrichiellaceae
Exons: 3
Coding region: 216-1274 (352 amino acids)
Biological process (GO): regulation of dephosphorylation; regulation of signal transduction
Cellular component (GO): cytosol
Molecular function (GO): protein phosphatase 2A binding
Source: RefSeq, a predicted model, not a curated record